Messenger RNA from Mercurialis annua (annual mercury), 1542 nucleotides. RefSeq lists its product as uncharacterized. Gene Ontology annotation, molecular function: structural constituent of ribosome. Bases 72 to 1382 code for a protein of 436 amino acids. The record is from RefSeq and is a predicted model, not a curated record. Lineage: Eukaryota; Viridiplantae; Streptophyta; Magnoliopsida; Malpighiales; Euphorbiaceae. The transcript has 5 exons. Gene Ontology annotation, biological process: translation. Gene Ontology annotation, cellular component: ribosome.
UUCAUAUCUCAAAUCCAUCACUAAACCCAAUUCCCUCUUCUUCAUCAAACCCUAAUAACAGUUCAGUACCCAUGGCUCUCUAUCUCACCAGACCCAAACACAGAUCCCUCACUAACCCAUCUCUCAUCCACCUAUUCUCCACCUCAUCUCCGAACGACAAUGCCACCGAAUCACCACCGCAACAAGAACCACAACCACCGCCGCAGCAACCAGAACAACCCUCAUUUUCUACUUACUUCAGUGACCUAAAACUCAGCCUCAAGCAACAACAGCCUCAAAACAGACCUCCUAUAGCAAAACCCACUUACAAUAACCCUUCAAUUUCACAACCCACUUCUCAAAUUUCCAUCGCCGAAAUUAAAAAAAAUCUCGCCGAGUUUCGCCGCCGAUCAGCCGCUCCUUCCCCUAAUGAUUCGGUGUCAUUACCCAAUGCAAAUUCACCGCCAUUAUCAUCCAAUCAACAACAAAUUUCAUUUCAUGAGCUCUAUAAACGAAAUAUGGCUGCUAAAUCGGAGAGCGAAUCGAGCAGCCCGGUUUCGAGGGUUUCUUCAUUUGAUGCAAUUAGAGAGAGUUUGAGACAAAUUCCGCAUAACCCGAAUGCAGGCGGUGGCAGAGGUGGCGGAGUUGAUGCCUUGUCCGCAUUGAAGGAUACAUUGAAAAUGCGUAAACAGAGCGAGUCAAUGAGGCCGGGGAGUAAUUUGCCGUUUUCGGGUUUUGGGAAGGAGCAAGGGGGAACGAGUACGUGGACGGCGUAUAAGCAUAAGGAAUUGGGGGAGAAGUUGAGGAGUUUACGGCCGGAAGUGAAGGAAGGCGAAAAAGGGUGGUUUUCUUUGGAGGAGUUGAGUGGGAGGUUGAAGAAGUUAAAGGAAAUUGAGGAGAAAGAUGCUCAAUCAAGAUUUGGUAGUCUUUCAUUUAAUAAUUUGAGAGACACCAUAAUCUCCAUUAACAAGUCGCAGAAUUCUAAGAAGAAGAGUCAGAAUGCCCAAAGAUUUCUCUUGAGUCCGCUGAGUUCAACUCCAAGUUACAUGUUGUAUCCUCCAAAGGAUGAGUUAGUUGAAAAGUAUUUUCAUCCUGAUAACAUGUCAUCUGCUGAGAAACUGAAAAUUGAACUAUCUAAAGUUAGAGAAGAAUUUAAAAUGUCAGAGUCUGAUUGUGGAUCGGCACGUGUUCAAGUGGCACAACUUACUACUAAGAUAAAGCAUCUGUCUUCAGUUCUGCAUAAAAAGGAUAAACACUCGCGAAAGGGCCUUCAAGAAAUGGUGCAGAAUAGGAAAAAAUUGUUGAAGUAUCUCCGAAGAACCGACUGGGAUUCGUAUUGCCUUGUUCUUUCCAGACUUGGUCUCAGAGACAAUUCAGAUUUCAAGUACUUGGCUAGGAGUUAGUGACUCGAUUAUGCCGUUGUAACCACAUUGCUCUGUUCUUGAUUUGAGGUGGAUUGUUUAGUAAUAUUUCUGUAUAAUUUCUGCAGGAAAGAUGACAAUGUUCUGCUAAUUUCCCCUCUUUUUUUAGAAUAAGCUCAUUCAAAGGCUUGGUUAUAUUUAA